This is a messenger RNA of Dermacentor silvarum, 554 nucleotides long. RefSeq names its product kelch repeat and BTB domain-containing protein 4. The record is from RefSeq and is a predicted model, not a curated record. Gene Ontology annotation, molecular function: protein binding. NCBI's taxonomy places the organism in Eukaryota, Metazoa, Arthropoda, Arachnida, Ixodida, Ixodidae. The coding region runs from base 1 to 510 and encodes 169 amino acids. The transcript has 5 exons.
AUGUCGGGGAGAAGCCAGACACCAGGUGGAACAGUAAGUGUCCGCGUGGCCGGAAGGACGUUUGAAGUUGACUUGGAGCUUUUGAAGAAGCACAGCUGCUAUUUCGCAAAAUGCUUCCACAAGCUCCCGCAAGAAGCGUUGCGAAUACCGCUGGAGCUCCAAGACGUCAAGCCCGAAGUGUUCGAAGCACUGGUGCUUUUCAUGGAGACCGGGUUUCUGGACGCGGACCCGUUCACGGCCUUGGACAUCUACGAAGCGUCCAUGCUGCUCGGAGUUCAUCGAGCCAUCAAGGAGAUUAAGAGGAUAACGCUGAUAGGGUCCAAAAUGGAGCGCCUCCUGGUAUGGUACCGCACGGCCAACAAAGGGAGCAGCGGCCGUGACCGCCAGGCGGCUCUGCGACUCGUGGCCUCACGCUUCGACGAGGUGGUGGCUGACGAGCGUUUCCUGCGCCUCUCGGUCGCUGAGGUUGUGCCACUCUUCAGCUGCUCACGGCUCGGAACUUCAGGGUGAGCACUCAUUUCCCUGCUUUCUCGUUCGAAGCGAAGUGGAGAACG